CAAAGCAGGAACCAACCAUGGUCUGGCGCAGGACACAACCCUUGUUUCCAGUUUUAGCUGAUAAAUGGUUUAAACUUGUCGGAUGCGAGAGGAAAGUGGCAUACCUGGAGAAAGCCCAUAGACAUGUCGUCACGCUGAUGAAUCAAGGACGGAGCGCUCGGGUUUCUUCCAAGUGAUCCAGUCACUCGCUCUGCCUUUCUGCGCCGGCGCGUUUCGCCCCUAGCGAGUCUGCUUAACGCUCGGAGCUUCACGACGCCGCGAUUGGGCGCGUGCCCCGGCGUUUUAGCGGCACCCGGCAGUCCUGGUAAUCGACAGUUUCUGCCCCGAAGGAAUGCUAAAAAUAGACUGUCACCUCCGGAGACCCGAAGAAGUAAAAACGCAUCCACUGAAGACUCCUUGGAUGGAGAGCCGCAAGUCGCACGGCUUCCUCGAAGUUUGCGGGAUCAAAAAUUGGUAAAGCCAUUGUCUGUUAACACUGGUUGCUUUGUCCUGUAUGCCAAAUUGUCUCAUGACGUCACUGCGGGCCUUUAAAAGAGCCACAUGGCAGAGAUGAAAGAAAUGGCUGGCAGGAGCUGUCCUGGCACAGAUGCAUUGAAGACAUGUGACACCGAGCUGGCUGGUCAGAUCUCACAGCUGCACAUGAUGGUGGCAGAGCUGAAAGCAGGCUUUGGAGAUGCUGUGGUUCAGCUGAGCAGCAUUCAGCACUAUGACAGCGUCUUGCAGCAGCGUAUUGACCAGACAAGGUGGGACUACAGCCAGGAGAUUCAGCAGCUGAGAGAUUUGGUUUACGGUCUAAAGGAUGACUUGGGAGAUGCUAUGCGUCAUAUUGGACUUGUCAGUGACUUACAGAAACGCCUCCAGCAGGACCUGGAGAUAAUAAAACAGGACAGAGUACGAACACCUGUAGUGACAGAACGUCAAAGCUGCAGUAGGGAACCUUUCUCUGGGAAUCUAUUUGAAUUGAACCCUUCUUCAAGUGGGAACAGGCCGACUUGUUCUUUUUUAAACGCACUUAUUCCAGGACAUCGUCAGAGUCAAGAAGCCCUCCCAUCAAAUCAGAAUACUUACCUGUUUUCCCUGGAUACAACGGGCACCAGCCCACAUUUCCCAGCACCCUUUCACAUUCAGGGAUCAAGGCAGAAUAUUGAAAGACCUUCCUCGACAUGUGGAAUUAAGAAGCUACCAGGAUGUGCUUUGGGCUCUAGGACAGACCCACAAUUGGAGUGGUUUGUCAAUGAAGGUGGGAGAUCACAAGCUGUCCUUGAGUUACUUUACUCAGAGCAAAAGUAUGUAUCCUGUCUGUCAGAGCUCCAGGUCACCUUCAUCAAGGCUCUAGAAGCUUUGCCCCAAAGCCACGAAGUCAGUGAUGUGUUCCUUGCCUGCUUACAUCAAUUAUCACAGCACCACAAACUGCUGAGAAACACAUUUGAGAGCAGGAUCUUCAGCCACAGGUGGCAAGGAAUUGUGGGAGAUAUUCUUGCCCAGCUAACCAACAGAGAUGAUGGUAAUUUUCUGGACAUCUAUUUGACAUAUUUCAGAAUUUUCCCAUCAUGUCACUCAUUGUUCUGUUUGUCAAGGGAUCAAAAUUACAGAUCAUUUGCCCAGUGCAAACAAAAGCAGCUGGAGAGCCUGAUGUCGGCUCCUCUCUCUAGGAUUUCCUCAUAUCUGUCACAUGUUCAGAAUAUAUCUAGAUGGACACACAAUGAGCACCCUGACCACUAUUUUUUGGGCCUGAGUGAGAAGAGACUUCAGGAGUUUCUCCGCUGUUCUCACAUCUUCCUGAAGGAAGCCUGCAGCCAAUUUAACCAGUGGCCUACAGAGGGCAGCCAUACUUCUCUGGAAUCAGCAAGCCCAUCUCCACCAAGUCACAGCAGCUUAGAUAUAAGUCACAGCCUAAGCAGCUGCACUACUAGGGACAGUGGGGUUGUGUGUGAAGAUGGGGGCAGUAGAGCCAUAUCUGAGGUGAUCACCCGCCUUGAAAAACUAACCACUGCUCCCAUGCACCAUGCAGAGAAGCUCACAAAAUGGCCAAGUGACCCAUAUUCACUAGGAAAUGAACAGAAGUUUUCCUGCCUUAAUGAUAACAGUAAAGAACUAAAAGCUAUCCGGGACCCUGAAACUGUGCCUUAUGAGGACUAUUCCACUUCUCACCACAGCAAGAUGAAAUUCAAUCAUGGUCCUUUACGGAAAGUCAGCCAGACAGACCAAGAUGGUGAAUCUGUACUCAACAGAUCAGAGAAAAAGUCACUAAUGAACUGGGAGAUGAACUGUGACACAGACAUAGAAGGGGAUGAUUUGUGUGAAGCUUCGGUUUUCGAUUAUCAUUCCGUUUCCUCUUCUGAGUCCAGCAGUGAAAUGACAAAUGUUCGGGAACACAGACCAACAAAGCUUGAAGAAAAAUCAGGCAUACUAGGAGAAGGUGAUGCAACGGAUGAAGAAGCACAUCCUGUGUUAAUAAAACUCACCCCAAGACGCAACAAGCAUCCUCUGGGAAGACGUUCUCAAAGGCCUGGGACUGCGCCUCCCUGUGAUGUGGUCACUGAUAGGAGAAAGUUUCACACAGACACACCACACAGGCCUGAAACAGCACAAUGCCAAAGAGAGGGGCUCACUCCUGGGCCUAGUCAAGAGAAGCAUAUAGGGACUACAAUCUCAAGCGCUUUCCCGGAUAUAGUUGCUUUAACAUCAAACUGCUGCACCCCAUGGGAGGAAAAACAGGAUUCUGCAGCAGCAUGCGGUCACAACGAGCAGGUCAGACUGAAGGACCCCGAAUGGGCACAGCAUGGUGAAAAAGACAGGAUUAAGAUCAGUACAAACUGCAGAUCAGUGUCAGAAUGCAAGCUUGUGAAUAUCCAAUCACGUGCUCUAGAGGACCGAUCCUUGAAAAUAAAACAUGAGAACUUAAAGUUACAAAUAAAAAACUCUCAAGUGGAAUGUGACGAUGCAAGUGACCCAUGUAGCACUGUGUAGCAUUCAGUAUGACCUUCUGUUUGAAGGUUUGUCACUUUAAUGCAUGUUUAUGUUUUCACCAAUCUAUUGUUUUUGCUCAUUAUGUAAUGGAAAUUGUUUUCUCAAUCACAAAGAUAAAAUUGACAACAUUAA
Erpetoichthys calabaricus (reedfish) is the source of this 3102-nucleotide messenger RNA. RefSeq names its product rho guanine nucleotide exchange factor 33-like. Gene Ontology annotation, molecular function: guanyl-nucleotide exchange factor activity. Lineage: Eukaryota; Metazoa; Chordata; Cladistia; Polypteriformes; Polypteridae. The transcript has 16 exons. The record is from RefSeq and is a predicted model, not a curated record. The coding region runs from base 541 to 2970 and encodes 809 amino acids.